AUGCAUGUGUAUCUUUCUAACACGGGUCCAAAAUAUAUAAUUACUUAUCUUUAUAUUCAGUUCUCUUUUUUUAUCAUUGUCCUUUCUUUUCUCUUUCACGUUUCCUCUUUUCUUUCCCUUUUUUUUUCUUGCCACGAAUACGAUUUCACACACUGUCCAGCUGUAACAGAGAUAUACACUUUCUUCCUCUCUCUGGUUUUCCUUUUUCUUUCUUUCUUUCUUUCUUCUUCUGUAUACAGUUCAGUCUCAAACACGAUUCAACUGCAACAGGGAUAUACACUUUCUUCCUCUCUCUGGUUUUCUCUUUUUUUCAAACGCAGGCUGUAUUCUCAGCGUCCAAAUUCCUUUGCGUCUUCUGUGAUAAACAACGCGAGUUAUCGUCUUCAAUUUGGGGUUAUCGAACAGAAAUACAUGUUCUUAUACUUCUUGUCCGGAGUUGCCUGGGAUGAAUCGGACAAGUUCCAUUAUUAUCAAAUGAGUCUCAUCUUUCCGUUCAUAAGUUAUCAGCGCUUCAAUUCCGAGUCUUGCUCCUUCAAAGACAAGACAGCAACUGACUCCCAAGUAAUUUUCUAA
Acanthosepion pharaonis is the source of this 573-nucleotide messenger RNA. The record is from the annotation of a GenBank genome assembly. Lineage: Eukaryota; Metazoa; Mollusca; Cephalopoda; Sepiida; Sepiidae.